GUCAUAGGUAUGUUUUGAGUCUACCGAUCUUCAGAGUGGUCGACUUCGCCUCUACGCCUUGUGUUUAUACUUUUCACUUGUUGUCCCUGUUUACCUGAAGACUAAAUGUGGUGAAAGCAAAAAGUCUAUCGAAGACUUUAAAUAAUGUUGCCCAUUUAGGAUCCAAUCCACCUACAGUUAUGGCCGUUGCGAUGGCGGUAGCGACGACUACGACAAAUCAAUGGCCGCCUAGACCACAGCGUUGCAGCAGUGGCGGUGGACCUAAGUUUAAACUAAUCCACGAAGGAGAUAUUCAAGUUUGUCGACUUAAUCACAGCCGAACUCUCAUAAGUAAAGUUCUAAGCUCAAAAUUUUUACGACGUUGGGAGGCGCAUCAUGUUUUUUUGGGAGACUUUCAAAUGUAUUCAGCCACGUAUAUGGGUUUCAUGGAUAACCCUGUUUGCUACCAAGAAAUCCAGGAUGUAUACACAGUCAAUAGAUGGGAUACUGGCCAACAUUUCUGUAUCAGAAUCACUAUCCCUGAUGGUUCUGUCCUGCUAAGGGCCUCUAAUGCAUAUCUACGGGAUCAGUGGUUACAUUCCUUAAAAUGGAAGGUGAAUCUACAAAGAUAUAAAAGACUGCUAUCGAAGACAAAUGACCCAGAUGCCCUAAUGAGGGAGUUGAAGGAAUUAGUGAUGUUUUCACUCACAACCCCGCUUCAAGAUGAUGUCAUCUUCACCGUCCCAUUGAAAAUUGUUUCUGAAAUUUUAGGAAAUCAUUGUGAGAUAUUUGCUGAUAAUGUACAAGAACGUUUGAUUGUGGCUCUGGCUCCCAUCUUAGAGUAUGUUCAACCUUCCCCAGAAGUCUGCACUUUCUUCAGCAAGCACUGUAAAGGGCAAUCUCAGUUUAGAGAUGUCAAUCACAUGUUUGAACCCGCAAUACACAGAAUACUCAAACAUAACAUGGACUUUGGUAAAUUUCCACACUUAAGGAUGUUCGUCACAGAUUACAUAUUUACUUUAUAUUGUAAAAAUGAACAUGCUAAAGAUGUCAGAGAUUUUGUUAAAAGCAUGCACAGUCCCGGUGCGGCUUGCCCUCAUCCCAGAGUAUUGCCCAAUCUUGUUGCGGUAGUGCUGGCAGCUGUCUACUCGACCUUUGACCAGCCAAAUGUCCUUGUUCAAGUAGAUGAAGUCAAUGUCAAAUUUCUACUCUGUUUUAUGACUGUUCUUGAUACAUGCGCACAGUAUGAGGACUGGCGUCCAAGCCUCGCUACUCUUCUUCAACCUAUUCCAUUCCCAAAACAAGCACUUCGGAAUGAAACAUUUACCUUAUAUCUGAGUGGUGUCAUCAAGCUGUUUGCUGAGGACUCGCGAUGUGAGGUCCAUCAGUCCAUUCUUCCUGUUCGAAAAGGCAAAGAUGGGUGGAUCGACAUCUUCUGCCCUGGGGGUGUCUCAUGUUUUGAUGAAGGACACUUUUUCUCUCUUAUUAUGACAAGAUAUCUCAACUGCUGUGGGAGGCGCAAGAAGACGCUAUUGGAGAUCAAAGACACCAUGAUGGGACCCAUAAUGCUGCUGGCUCUGAGAGGGGACAGUGCCUUUAUCCAGACGCUCGCCUUCAUGCUUGACGUCGACCUUCUCGAGGAAGAAGAUGAAAAGUUGCAGAUUGUUUCAACACUCGAAAGCACCGAAGAAGGACGGGAAAUAUACGAGAAUCUCUGCCAGAAGAGGGAUAAGUUUAGAGAAAUGAUUGAAAAAGGGGGACCAGCAGUGCUCACGUUACCAACGAAGUCAACAGAUGAUGACCUGGCGCGUUUAUUGACAUCCGGGUCAUUUGGCAAUGUGCGCAGCCUCAACCUCGCUUUCACGCAUGUAACCAGCGCAUGCGCAGAAUAUCUUGUCCAACUUCCAGCUCUGUUGCAUUUGAACCUUUGGUCGACACAGUUCGGCGAUGUCGGUCUGCAGCGAGUGGCGGAGCAUCUACAUAGCCUAGAGUCACUAAAUCUAUGUGAGACGCCUGUCACAGAUGAAGGGCUCGCCUCGUUGAUCGUCAUGACCAGCCUGAAAAACCUGAAUCUCAACAGCACCAAGCUCUCGCCCGCCAUGUUUGAACGGCUCAAGAAACUUCCAAAGCUCGAGGACAUCGACGUCCGUUACACUGACGUAUGAGGUGAUUGCGUUACUCAUGGGAUCUUACAAAUUGACAUCAUCCGGGAAAUGCAAUGUCACGCAAGAAUGCAAUCUUUGCGUUUUGAAGAAUUCAUCCAGAAAAUGACAGUCUUAUAGGAUUACAAUCUGUAGAUGACAAGAAGAUUACGAUAUCGCUGUGGUGCUUAGUCAAUCGUAUUUAUAUGUUGCGGUUGUUUGAUUUGAGCAAUCAAAUGAUUAAACACCGAAGGAGUUGAGUAACAGUCCAAUCUUAAAAUUUAUCCAGCGUUCGCUCAACUCGAAUUUUAAUUACUGCUAAAAACUAAAAGGAAGUAAAACGUUUAAACAUGUGACAGCUGGCGAACAACUCGUAAGUACUCAACGUGAUAUUUUGGCGGGAACAGUAUUGGCAGGAAGUACGUUUAUGCCAUAUUUGGAGUACGUUAUGCCAUAUUUGGAGUACGUUUAUGCCAUAUUUGGAGUACGUUAUGCCAUAUUUGGAGUACGUUUAUGCCAUAUUUGGAGUACGUUUAUGCCAUAUUUGGAGUACGUUAUGCCAUAUUUGGAGUACGUUAUGCCAUAUUUGGAGUACGUUUAUGCCAUAUUUGGAGUACGUUAUGCCAUAUUUGGAGUACGUUUAUGCCAUAUUUGGAGUACGUUUUUGCCAUAUUUGGUUGUGGUACACGCUGGUGACUAUCCGGAAAUUAAGUUGUGCGGCGAUUAAGAACGGGAAAUCUAUUUACAAAUGAAGCAGCAUAAUGUUUUUCCUACUGUGGUACUUGGGAGUUGCUUGCAUGUCACAUCAAAUUAAUCUGUUCUUUUUACACGUUCAAAGUUCCUUAUAUGUUUUCUCCAACGUUUGAACUAAUAUUCAUAGAAAAUAGUAGAAUUUUAAAGAAGAGAAUAUAUAUAUACAUAUUAUUCAGUUAAAUGUAGAUGUUUUGAGCAUUUGUUAGUAAAUUACAAAAGGAGCCUAUGAUAGUUGCUUUCAGGCGUGAUAUUUUUAGUGUGCCCAAAAAUGUAUCGAAAAAAAACUUACGACAAGUUAAAAAAAAAAAAGGAUUGAUCUUGUCAGACCCCUUUCACCUCCAGCUAUACAAUAUCCUAAAGCUGGUAGUAAAAACGGGAACAUUCGAUCUCCUGUCUAAGGUCAAAUAUAGAUGAUACAAUUGGCACUUAAUUUGAUUUCUAAAACAUUUGCGCGCUGUGAAACAAUCAACACUAUAGUAUCAUACGUAGUAUAGUCGUGUCUCAUAAAGUGUGUGCUAUGAAAUAUAAUUUUUCCUGCUAAUUAAAAUUAUUGUUGGUUCGCAAAAUACUGUUAGUUGUAUACUUUUUUCAAUAAGUGACAAACACGAAUACCAAACCAAACUAUUCGUGAUUUUAUUUAGUUUUGUGAAUCACCCAUAACAAGUAAAUUGUAGAAAGUUUAUGUACAUAAGAUUAAGUUAUUACAAAUAGUAAUGUAUUAGUGUGUUUGCAUUAGAAAUUGAGAAAAUAAAGUUGAAUGUCAUCGGAA
Nematostella vectensis (starlet sea anemone) is the source of this 3642-nucleotide messenger RNA. RefSeq names its product C-Maf-inducing protein-like. NCBI's taxonomy places the organism in Eukaryota, Metazoa, Cnidaria, Anthozoa, Actiniaria, Edwardsiidae. The transcript has 21 exons. The record is from RefSeq and is a predicted model, not a curated record. The coding region runs from base 180 to 2144 and encodes 654 amino acids.